Prunus armeniaca (apricot) is the source of this 543-nucleotide messenger RNA. The record is from the annotation of a GenBank genome assembly. Lineage: Eukaryota; Viridiplantae; Streptophyta; Magnoliopsida; Rosales; Rosaceae.
AUGGACUCUUUCGACGAACUGAAACAGAUUUUCCUCAAUCACUUUAUGAUCCAGACGGAUCGUCUAUACUCUGCCGAUGAUCUUUACACGAUUCGGCAGAGAGAAGACGAGCCCCUAAGGGAGUACGCAGCGCGCUUCAGUCAUGAAUACUCGAGGUGUCCGGAAACGGAUGACAGAGCAGCCUACGGUGCCUUCAAGAGUGGCCUUCGGUCCUCUCACUUUUGGUACCUCGUGUAUAGCAGCAACUGGCGCACAUAUGACGAAUUGAUGAAGCAAGUGGCAAUUCACACCAAGGCUGAAUAUUUCAACUCAAAGUCUGGGCCUUCGGCCUGGCAGGAGGAACCAGCCUCGAAAAGCUACCUAGGGCAAGGAUCACCGUACGCCCCUAGGAGAAAUGAUGAACCCUCGGCGGGACACAAACGGAAAGACGACCGUAACAAUCGACAGGGUGGCUCUAAGAAAGGACGAGAAAAAUACGGUCGCAAUGACUACCGUGCGCCCUAUCGAAUCACGACCGCACGCCGAAAGUCUUCACUCAGUUGA